This is a messenger RNA of Stylophora pistillata, 1465 nucleotides long. Its product is annotated as E3 ubiquitin-protein ligase DTX3-like. The record is from RefSeq and is a predicted model, not a curated record. NCBI's taxonomy places the organism in Eukaryota, Metazoa, Cnidaria, Anthozoa, Scleractinia, Pocilloporidae. Gene Ontology annotation, biological process: protein ubiquitination; Notch signaling pathway.
UUAAUUCCCUCCGAGACAAUAGGCUCUGGCUGUCGUGUAAAGGCUGUUUUUCUCAGAAAAGCGGAAGUUGUUCGUCUUGCCACGCUUACUGGUACCAAGGACCCUUCGGUCUCAUUCUAUUAUAGAGCAACUUCUCCACAGAAGUGACGGUUCUUCAAUAUUCUAUCGUGUUAGGACGGAAGCUUGGAAAUCAAAGAAACUUGUGUAGCUCGGAUUGGCAUUCUACUAUUCUCAGCCGCUCAUUAUUACUGUUCGCCACAACGGAAGUGGUGUCUGUUCAGCUCAAGACAUUCAGAGCGGGUGGGUUAGCGCCGUUUCCGAGAAAUCCGACACACUGCUACCUACAAUUUCCAGUACCUGAAGGUUAUAGUUGCUCUGUACAGAGAUGGACACACGUCAAGACAUCAUGGGUUGCUCGGAAUGACAGGAUAAAGAUUGUGGGAGUUGACUGAAAAAUAAAAAUUGAUCAUUAGCGGGCAGAAUUAAGUUCUAGCAUUAUUACAGGCUGAUAACAGUCAAUCCAUCCAGAAUGGUCCGUAUGCAUUUACAUGGUGGACAAACAUACAGCACAGAUGUCCAAUAUGCCUUGAGAACAUGGUUAAACCCCAAACUAUUAAGUGUGGUCAUGUAUUUUGCCAAGAUUGCUUAAGUCAAGCUCUGAGGAUAUUAAAUGUUUGCCCCAUUUGUAAGGAGCCACAAGGAAUCGUGACAGGGAAUCAACCACCAGGGCAGAUGACUUCGUCCACUCUGCAUUCCAGUCUCCCAGGUUACUAUGGAUGUGGUACCAUCUGCAUUCACUAUUCUUUUCAAUCAGGAAUUCAAGGCCCAGAGCCCCCAAACCCUGGUCAGCGGUACAGUGGGACGCAUCGUACUGCGUAUUUACCUGACAAUCCCGAGGGUAGAGAAGUCUUGCAGCUGCUACAUAGAGCUUUCAAUGCACGUUUGGUUGUCACUGUGGGAACCUCCAUAACAACGGGACUACCCAAUCAGAUCACGUGGAAUGAUAUACAUCACACGACAAAUACAUCAGGUGGUGCCCACGGGUUUGGUUAUCCCGACCCACAUUACCUUCAACGAGUUAGAGAAGAUCUUGCGGCAAAGGGAAUCCGUUGAUCUGGUUGGCCGCUGUCUGCAGCAUUGAGAAAUAAAAUAUUGUAUGCGAUGUUGUGAACGUCACGAAGGGCGUGCCAAUCAUUGGUGAAAUGACUACUUAGAAAUAGACAACUAUUCGCAUAUUGUGAUAUGUUCAGCUUACCCUACAACCAUCGACUGCCACAUAUUCCUUUGUGAAGGAAGAAGAGAGACCGAACAAAAUUUCGUUGAUUGUGUAAUGUUUUCUUAUGUUUUGAAGGAAAUGUCGCUUGAACGUUUUUCAACACAACGAUGUAAGUUAUAUUUUACUUAGUGUUGCAUGUAAAACCUGAUCAGGUAGCAUUUCAAUAAAAAAUUGGCUUUUUAACGCUUA